UAUGAUCUGAGAACUGCCAUAGACAAAACGGAUGGAAUGACCGAACAACAGGAAUGCGUUGAAGGGCAGAUUAAUAAAAAGGAGGAGGAUGUAGCAGAGGCUCAGUGCCAUGAGGAAAACAAUGUCCAACCACUUCAGACACUUAGACAGCAAGAAGCAAAAAUAAAUGAUGAGUUCGGGAAUGCGUUGGAGGAACAACCUGUCUUGGACACAAAGAUCAGUACCAUCCAGGUCCCAUGUGCUUCCCUUGACCACAACACGUAUGAGGUUGUGAACAAAGUCCACGGGUGUGCGCCGGUGGAUGAGGUUUUGGCAGUCCAGAAGCAUGAUGUGGUUAAGGCAUUGGUUAAAGAGGGGCAGAAGACAAUGGAUCUGGAGAGUAAAGAUAAGGCCAUCCAACAGUUAAUCCAGGAAGCUGCUGUCCGCACCAGGAAGGAGGUAGAUAAUGUGCGAGAGCAGUGCAACGUUGAACUCCUGCAAAUAAUAGAAGAGUUGUCCCAUUUGCAAACGGAGUGUGCAAUCAAAGACAUUCAAAUCGAGAGGUGCAAGCAAGACAAAAAAGCGGUUGAGAAGGAACUGGAGAAGAUGACAAAAUACCGGACAGAGCAACACCUUGAAAAGAUCAAUGCUCUUGAGCUGAGAUGCCUAAAUGCAGAGAGGAUAAGAGACGACAUGAGCGCCACUCUGCAAAAUGCUCAAAGCAAAGUAAAAAAGUUUGAAAUUGACAACAAUGAAGAGCUGCUGUGCAGUCAGGAGGAAAUACAUCGUCUGCAGAGCAGUUUGGCCGCAGCUCGGAAGGAGUUUGACCGUAUCAGUGAGGAGCGACUCCAGCUGCAACAGGAGAACAUGCAACUCCGCAGGGAGAUUGAUGAACUUCAGAGAAGAACCUUGCUGAAUCAAAACAAGACCAAAAAUCAGAUAAUGCAGAUGGAGCAAGAGUGCAAGUUGAAGGAGCAGACAUUCAACGCACAAAUACUGAUGCUGGAGGAGAGAAGCCGUAAUUUACAGGCUGAGAGGAUGCAUCUCCUCGCAGCCCAGCAAAGAAGUAUUCAACGCUCAAAGGAUGAGGCAACAAACAUUACAAAGGCCUUUGAAGCCAGAAUUCAACAUCUCACGACACAGAUGAAUGAACACAAACUGCGAUUACGUGAGCUAGAACUACAGCUCAGAAAUAACCAAGACACUCAAUGAGGUUUGAGCAACACACAAAUAAAACUCUUCAUCUGCAAUGGACUCUCGCAUGGCAUGAUGGCCUUAACUUCUGGUCAGCAUGUAAAAGCAUAUAAUAAGCUGUGAUUGGUUGCGACCUGAGACAGGCAACCUGUGAUGUCAUUGUCAGGCCACAGCGAGAGGUAAAAUGGAUAAAAACAUAUUUUGCCUGUCUAAUUCAUAUUCCACAAACAAAACAAUCAGAACACUGUGUUCUGACUUGUUUUAUUGGACAGAACAUUGUUACAGAGAAAAUCUGGGGGUUGACUUUCCCUUUGACCACAUAAGGUAAGAGGCCACUCAUGCUUAGUAUCUCAAUGAUACAGUGGAACCCCAGAAGUCGACCACGUCGGUAGUUGACAUAUUUUUCGGUUUUCGACGCAAAAUGUCUGUGUUUGCCUCUCAUCUCGAACAACACUUUGUAAACGUUGUUUUAAACCACUGUGGUCGUGUGCGGUUCGCUUCCGGAAAGCUGCACGCGCUAGACGUCAAGAUCACGGGGGUGCACGCUGAAGAUUUGAGUUCACGCUAUAACAACUGUAAAAAGAGAGCUGCUUUAUGUUAUAUUUAAGAGGCUGGGUCCUGAAUCUGGAUAAGAGCAAGCUUUAAUGCGGGAGCUUUUUCAGAGAUGCAACACACUUGCUCAACUUCCGCACAUUCGCAAUGACACGAGAGCAAUGAGUGCCUGUGUGCUUUUACAUUCGUCACACGGUAUUUGUAAAUAAAAGCCAUCUUUUCAUUCACAUUGAAUUGCUUCUGGAACAUUAUUUCCAGGACUAAUGCUCUUCUACCACGGAUAUGUACGUUUUGUCAUUUUAAUUUAUUUUGAUAUCAGUAUUUGUAAUUUAAAUGUCCAACACAUUAGACGCUGCUUAUGGACCAUGUAAGGCUGUGCUCCAGGAUUUUGCUGUAAAGUAUUUUCAUUGUUUUUGUGGUCUUAUGUUCUGUUUUAGACAAAAUUGGACAAAUUGCUUCGGAACGCGUUGACUUUUCUUCUUGACGAUCCUUCUAGAACGAAUUAGCAUUGAGAUCCGGGGUUCUACUGUAUACCUAUUUAUUGUAAAACUAUAUGCAUGUGAUCUGAAUUCAUCAUGAUGACAGUUAUUAUUUUGCCGACAACGGUCAGUUGACAUCCCAACAAAUCAACAACUUUGAAGCAGCAUAAUGAAGAUUUUUGACUGGUAUUUUUUUUAUUUUUGUGUGGUUACGAUUUUUCACCUUGUUGCUGUAAAACCGGAAUUUCAGAUCUGUUAUUUUGACAUUCAGUGUAAAUUUUCACACAUCAGUCCAUCCAAUAUUCUCCACUUAACAAGGCCAAUUCUGUAGGCGCAGUAGUCUAACUCAUGUCCAUACCUCCUUGGCCGAAGCCAACUUCUCCAGUUCCACCUACAUAGGGGACACAGUGCACCCAAGUCUGCUGUGUGAUGUAGGCUCUGAUGUGUCCAUGAUAUGCAUUGACAUACCAAACACAUAAGGGAUGUAUCCAAAUUUCACAUACGAGUCACCUCAGUUCAUUCUCAGAUAGCCAAGCAUUUCACGCCAACUCUAAAGUGAAGUCCAGACACUGUCAAAGAACUUGAUUUCCAUCAGCUAAAUUUCCAACCUUGGCUUUUCUGUCACUAUAUGAGAGCACGAGACAAUGGGUGAGCUUGUACAUUCAACCAGACAAGCUUUGCACCAACCACUCACUGAGCCUUGAAAUACCUCAGUUGCAGCUCAAUGAAUCCAAUAGGACUAAAACGUCUGUUAUCAUUUGCAAAUAUCAUUUUGGACAGAAUACCUAUAUUUUUUUAAAUAAGAAAAUUAAAAUUCUAUGAUGUCUAGUGCUUGACAGAGUCAUUACUUUCAAUAAUUGCCUAUACAGUACAUACAAUACAAUGAUUACUGGAAAAUUGCAUCACUCAUGUCAUCCGGGGUUAUAUAGAUCUGCUGCUCUAUCCUUCAUUGGCUAAAAGGCAAGUCAUGUGCUCAGCAGAACCACAUUUCAUCCUGGGGCUGAGGGAAAAAAAAACUUUAACCCAGCAAAGAUCGUCCAGACACGUCAACUCAACCAGUAAGAAACACCACGUAAAAUAGAUUAAUCACCCCAAAUCAUGGGAGUUGAACAGUUCGAUGACAGUAUAUGAUGACUGUUUUCUAGACAAUGAUCCAUACAGGUUUGUCCAUGAGUUACUUGACUAUUGGUCCAGCCAUGGUCAUUUAUUCCGGUGCUGUCUCAGUAUCAGCCGGCUGGUUGCCUUCAAGAAGAUUUUUUUCUUCAGCAGGCACGUCAUUUCCGGGCUGGCUGGUACAACCAUUGUUCUGAGUGGCAGCUCCCAUCUGAAGGCCAGCCUCUUCUUCCUGCUCUUGAUAAUACUGGACUGUUUUUCUCUUGAAACAUCCCAGCUUUGUACACAAAACAAAUGAUGAGAAGAGGAAUAUGAGUAGAAUCUACCCGCUGACAUUCAGAUCACUCACCUUGUACAUGAUGACGGUAAGAAGAAUCAAAAGUGAAAGUCCAAAUCCAGUUCCCGUGAGUAUUAUGAAUAGUUUAUCAGGCGAAAUGAUGAACUCAACGUGAACUUCAGUCUGUUGACAGAUGAAAAAUGAAGUAUAUAGUAUAUGUAUGUGAUUUAUGAUGAUGAUUACUUGGUGGUAUUUUUGUGUGAGCAAAUAUGUCCAGCAAAACACCAAUUUCUGUGUGGGGUUGUUCUCAUUCCACAUGGCAUCUCACUUUUCAUGUGACAGUCCUUUAGUCUUUGCAUCACAGUGUGACCAUUUGAACAUCAUUAGCAUAGCAGUAAUGUCAAAAAUGCUACCUGGAGCCAGAUUGAUGUAAACAUACCUCUUGUUCAUAAGAGGAAUCCAGUACAUAUCGUUGUUGGUCAUAAUCAAGGUGGAUCAUGCUUUUGAACUUAACCUCUCCAAUGUCCCCAGUAUAUCUUUCCAGAAAUGCCUUAUUCUGCAAAGUGGGAGUUUUAUCAGUUGCCAGAUUAGCUACGUGUGGCAUAGCUUGUCUGUGUGAGUGCAUGAAGGAAAUUAGUACUUACCUGCACACGCGCCUCAAGAUUGCUAAAUUGUACAUCUCCAGACAAUACAAACUCGGUGGACGAUGCACUCUCCAGCAUGACAGUGUCACACUCAAUGAUUUUGCAGUGUUUUUCUGGGGAACAAUACUAAAAACGAAGGGAGAAAUCAGUUUGAGUUAACAUCAUUUGUAAAUGGACAACUGUGAGAUUUAUUUGACUUACUUCAGAAUUGAUUGCAGUCAUGUUUUUGCACUGACUUUUGUUCUUGAGAAAAAAGAUACAAUUGAAUAAAGACUAAUGUAAAUGUCAACAUGCAGACAGCUAUCGGUUUGGUGGAACUAUGAAAGUUACCUGAUGUACAAAGACUUGAUAAUUUUCAAAUUCAAAGUUGUAUUGGAGUUUAGUUGGAAAGCUCAGAGACACAUUCACAGGAAAGGCUUUCCAGCCAGGGUUAUCCACCUGCCAAGAGUGAAUGUGCAUUUUUAACAAGGAUGUGGAAAGGAAACUGGUAUCCUGGCGUGACAGCAUCUAUGUGCUAAAAAUACAUCAAAAAUUUAAGUUCAACCUCUCACCCGCACCUCUAAAGUGGUCAAGUUGCUAGUAUGAAGUCAUGAUAGUAAAUAUUAACCUCCGAUGUUAGCAGUACUUGUUGCCGUAAUCAACUCAUGUUUAAAUAGAUGUCUACCUAUAGUUAAAUGAUUGGUUUCACCUUAUAUAUAAUAAACAUCUUUUUGGGGCCUGUGUCCUCUUCUGUGAAGUUCACAUAA
This is a messenger RNA of Syngnathus typhle (broad-nosed pipefish), 4984 nucleotides long. RefSeq names its product sodium channel and clathrin linker 1-like. Gene Ontology annotation, biological process: clustering of voltage-gated sodium channels; cilium assembly. Gene Ontology annotation, cellular component: centriole. The record is from RefSeq and is a predicted model, not a curated record. The annotation marks the transcript as partial. The transcript is spliced from 10 exons. NCBI's taxonomy places the organism in Eukaryota, Metazoa, Chordata, Actinopteri, Syngnathiformes, Syngnathidae.